This is a messenger RNA of Musa acuminata AAA Group (dessert banana), 3308 nucleotides long. Its product is annotated as vacuolar protein 8-like. The transcript has a single exon. The coding region runs from base 566 to 2392 and encodes 608 amino acids. Lineage: Eukaryota; Viridiplantae; Streptophyta; Magnoliopsida; Zingiberales; Musaceae. The record is from RefSeq and is a predicted model, not a curated record. Gene Ontology annotation, molecular function: protein binding.
CCUCGAAACUGCCUUCCUAUGUUUUCUUCUACCUCUCUCUCUGUCUGCAUGUGGACGCCCCACUGCCACUUUGUUCUCCUCCAGUCUACCAUACCUUGAAGAAGAAGUAUGCAGGAAAAUGUGAUGCCGCAGACCUAAAAGCAUAGCGCAACCGGACAAAGGGCUCACAUGGAGGCCGUGACACCAUUGCAGCACCUCUCUCUCUCUCUCUCUCUCUCUCUCUCUCUCUCUCUCUCUCUCUCGCGUGCAUCUUGUUUUAGAGGUCCAGUGAGAGUUCUUGCUACGUUCCAAAGAUACAUUAGAUGAGGCUCCUUGACUUUUCUGACCUAGGUUGAGAUGCAAAGUUAGCUUCCAUGCCUUGGUUGCCUACCUUUGAUUCCCUCUCCGUCCUCCCCCCCAACUUCCCCUGCAUUGCCAUGUUUUCAUGUCACUUUAUAUCUAGAUUUCCACUAGUUAGAAGGAAUCUAUAUUAAGACCUAAACUAGUAUGCUAGACGACCAAUAUCCACUUGGCCUCAACCUGGACCCAAGUAAAUGCCACUCACCACUCUUGGAGAUGGGAACAAAUGCAUGGACGCAGAUCGUUUCUUCUUCUUCUUCUUAUACGGAGGGAGAUCAAAAGUCAGUUGCAUGAGGAUGAUUCCGAGUCUAUGAAAUCAGAGAUGGAAGAAGAAGAGGAGGAGGAGAAAGCCGGUUGCAGUCUUCGGCAACUUGAAGGGAUUAGCAUCCGCCGAGCGACGGAGGUCAUCGGUUCGCUGAUCUCCUCCUCCUACUGCAGCCGAUCCUUCCCUGCGAAAUGGCAACUGAUCCGGGACAAGCUGGAACAGAUCCGCUCUGCAUUAGCCGCUGCAGCAGAUGGCGGAGACUCUGCAGCGAACACAGAGCUCGUCGGACUGUUGCAAGCUAUAACAUCGACCGCAAAUGAGACGCGGUUGUUGGCCAACAAGUGUAGCGAUGAGGCUUACGGCGGCGGGAGGCUCCGCCUGAGGAGUGAUCUUGAUGUGGUAGCCUGCAGGCUCCACCUCCAUUCGAAGCGCCUGGAAGAGAUCUACGCAUCUGGGGUUCUGACCCUUUCUCGAGCCAUAGUCGUGUCGAGGCCCGGCGUCGGAGCGAACCGGGAGGACAUGCGGUUCUACGUAAAGGAUCUCAUCUCCAGGCUAAAGAUCGGCAAUUUGGAGAUGAGAGUUGGAGCUUUGAAGGCCCUCAACCAAGUCCUGUGCGAGGACGAGAAGUACGUGAGGAUUCUGGUGGUAGAAGUAGCGGAAGGUGUUGCUCUGCUAGCGAGCUUUCUUGAAUCCGGGAUCGAGGGUGUUGCAGAGGAAGCAGCGGAGGCGAUCUCGGCUAUCGCAGGUUUUGAUUCACACAGAGCAGCUCUUGCCACGGCUGGUGCCGUCGCGCCAUUGAUUCGAUUACUGGAGAUUGGAACUGAAUCGGCGAAGGAGAGAGCAGCCGGAGCUCUGAAGAGAAUGACAGAGAACUCGGACAAUGCAUGGUCGGUUUCAGCUCAAGGAGGCGUCUCUGCGCUCCUCAAGAUAUGUGGCAAUUCCGGCAGCAGCGGAGAGCUGAUUCGGUCAUCUUGUGGCGUACUGAAGAGCCUCGGCGGCGUGGAAGAGAUCAGGAGGUUCAUGGUGGAAGAAGAGGCGGUCUCCAUCUUCGUGAAGCUCUCGAGAUCGAAAGAAGAAACUUCGCAAGUCCAAGCCAUAGAAUUCUUGACCGCAAUGGCCUACGAAGACGACGCCAUCAAGGAGAAGGCGAUGAAAGAAGGCGUGCUCGGCUCACUGGUGGAGCUCCUCGAUCCCAAUUCCCCCUGUUCAUCGAAGGCCAAAGAGGUCGCGCUCAGGGCUAUCGAGGCCUUCUGCUUCUCAUCUCCGAGCACCAUGAACGUCUUGAUGAGCUCGGGGUUCCUCGACCGCGUUCUUUCCUUGCUAAGGAGCGGCGAGAUGCCUCUUCAGGAGCCUGCGCUGAAGGCCGUGGCUCGCCUCUCCGCGCUAUCCCAUGCGAUCAAGAAGGCGAUGGGGGAUGCCGGCUUCAUCCCGGAGCUCGUGAAACUACUGGAGAACAGGUUGUUUCAGGUGCGGGAGAUGGCCGCUGAGGCACUCUCGGGGAUGAUAUCGAUCCAAACAAACCGUAGGCGAUUCAUCAAACAGGACGACAACGUGAACCGGAUGCUGCAGCUGCUCCACCCCGGAGAGAAGUCGGUGACCAAGACGCAUGUGCUCUCUGCUCUGGUGUGCUUGGCCGAUAGCGGCGGCGUCCGGAGAAAGAUUGCGGCUUCUGGGUGCGUGAAACACUUGGAGGAACUUGCAGAGAGUGAUGUAAGAGACGCUAAAAGAAUCAUCAAAAGGCUGUCUACCAGCAGAUUUCGGAGCAUGUUGUCCGGCAUGUGGAGCUGAUGAGCUCAACCAUUAGAGCUGCCGUCUUUGUUCUCUCCAUUCCCAAAUUAAGUGCAAGGAGAUGUACCAGCAACAUUCUUCAUGUAAAUACGAUGUAGCGGUGACAUGAUCCUUGCCGGUAUCACUGUUCCAGCGUAGGUCGUCGGAUAAGACUUGUUGUGUGACACAUUGAAAAGUCUGCGUGGUACAAAGACCAACAUAGGCAGUUCAUGCACGCUUCCAUGAACCCAAGACAACUAGACAAUCGUGCCUCUGUUGUUUCGCUCAUCAUUUAAGGUUGCUUCGGAGUAAUAUGUCGACGAAUGGGUCGUACAUUCUCUGCAGUGUUUGGUUGCUUUGCUCUGCGAGAAAGAUCGGUCGGAUCAUCCGAUUAGGUUACGUUCAACAUGCGCAGGCACAAACUGUGGAUUCCAUGGCUUCAUGUCUCCAGUUGUGGAAGCAGGAAGAAGGAUGCCGAGAUCUGAAACGUUGUGCCGAGUAAAAGUUAUUGGACGCAGCGUUUCUUUCACCCUAUUCCAAGCACCAAACUCUUCGUCCAGUGUCGUGUCUCAGCUUUGUGUGACAUGUGCUUUCUGAGGUCAAAGGCUGGAUGAUCUGUGACAUUGAUCUUUACCUUCGCUUCACUUUAACUCUGCAAAGCUUUAGUUCCAUGACUUGAGGACGACUCACAUCAGCUCCAAGUGAAGUGAAACAAGUGAUCAUGCAGCAUCUGCUGCAUCCUUCUGGAUGUGAGUCAGCAUCCUGUCCAAUAUGGAAUGAUGAAGUGACAUGAAACAAGUACUACCUAAAGCCCCUUUUUCCCUUUAAAUUGUAUUUUUUUUCUGCUUUGACCACAAUAUUUUUAGUCAAAUUGGAGGGUUGAAGAAGGAAGAGGACAUGUCUGGAUUGGUGGAUGAUAUGAGCGAAUGAUAGAGGA